UCUUCUCUAUUUUGUUUCAAGAAGAGCAACAAAGGUUGCUCAACGUUAGACCCCCUCAAUCGGAAAUCAUGGCCAUGGCUGUUCGAUCUAGUGGAUGCCCAAAAAACCCUUUCAAGUGCACGGCUUGCGGCAAAGAUGGUCAUACCCGAGAUCGUUGUUGGACUCUCGUCGGUUACCCUCCUGGACGAAACCCGCGACCCAAGACCCAACCCUCCAUUCUCGGACAGCCUCCGUCUAGCGUCAAUCAGACCACUGCCGUUUCAUCGGCUUCAAGCCCGGUUCCUGGUUUGUCACCGGAGCUCUACCAGAAGCUUCUCGGCUUGCUCGCGCCAUCUUCUUCUCCGAUUGAGUCAUCUGUGAACUUCAUUGGACCCACAGUCGAUGAAGCUGAUUGGAGCGGGUGAACUCUGCAAUGGGCUUUACGUGUACCGUCCCGACCCACCUGUGAUUUUUGCUGCUCAAUCUACUGCUAAUAAGACCCUAUGGCAUCAACGUCUAGGUCAUCCCUCCAGUUUUAUUAUUCCUAAAAUUUUAGAUUCUCCUUGUAUUCUUUCUAAUUGUGAUGUUUGUGCUCGUUCUAAACAUACAAGA
Messenger RNA from Juglans regia (Persian walnut), 591 nucleotides. RefSeq lists its product as uncharacterized. Bases 69 to 404 code for a protein of 111 amino acids. The record is from RefSeq and is a predicted model, not a curated record. Gene Ontology annotation, molecular function: nucleic acid binding; zinc ion binding. The transcript has 2 exons. NCBI's taxonomy places the organism in Eukaryota, Viridiplantae, Streptophyta, Magnoliopsida, Fagales, Juglandaceae.